Molecule: messenger RNA, 2646 nt
Organism: Psammomys obesus (fat sand rat)
Lineage: Eukaryota; Metazoa; Chordata; Mammalia; Rodentia; Muridae
Gene: Vps37c
Product: VPS37C subunit of ESCRT-I
Exons: 5
Coding region: 241-1302 (353 amino acids)
Biological process (GO): protein targeting to vacuole; protein targeting to membrane; ubiquitin-dependent protein catabolic process via the multivesicular body sorting pathway
Cellular component (GO): ESCRT I complex
Source: RefSeq, a predicted model, not a curated record
GCGGGGUCGAGUGGCCUUCCGCGGGUGUGGUGCCCGACCGCCACCGGCGUUUGAGUGCUGGUACUGUGGCCGCCCCGAGGCCCACGAGGCGGAACGCACGAGGCGCGGCGGAGGGGCAGCGCGGCUCGCUCCCUGCUGGUCGCGGGAGGGAGUCACAUCCGGCGGAGGCGGGGCUCGCGGAUCCCGGAAGUACGGGCGGCGGCCGAUUGCCCACGGUGGCGGCGUCCCCUGCAGGGGAAGAUGGAGGGGCUGAAAGACAAGACCCUGCAGGAGCUGGAGGAGAUGCAGAAUGAUCCAGAAGCCAUUGCUCGGAUGGCCUUGGAGUCUCCUGAGGUUCAGGACCUGCAGUUAGAACGAGAGAUGGCAUUGGCCACCAACCGGAGCCUGGCAGAGCAGAACCUGGAGUUCCAAGGCCCCCUGGAAAUCAGCCGCUCUAACCUUUCAGACAAAUACCAGGAGCUGCGGAAGCUUGUGGAGCGGUGCCAGGAGCAGAAAGCCAAGCUGGAGAAAUUUUCCUCAGCACUGCAGCCCGCCACCUUGUUGGACCUUCUGCAGAUUGAAGGGAUGAAGAUUGAGGAGGAGUCUGAGGCCAUGGCUGAGAAGUUCCUGGAGGGUGAGGUGCCCUUGGAAACGUUCUUAGAGUCCUUUUCCUCCAUGAGGACACUGCUGCACCUGCGCCGAGUCCGUGUAGAGAAGCUUCAGGAUGUGGUGAGGCGGCCCCGUGCUUUGACAGAGCUGGCCGGAGAUGCCCCUCCAAAGCGCCCGCCGCCCCCUCGCCCAGCACCCCAGGCGACACCCCCUGCGACUGAAGAACAGCCUCCGCAGUCCUCUGUUGUGACUCCCUACCCUUUGCCCUACAGCCCAUCCCCAGGCUUGCCUGUGGGCCCUACAGCCCAGGGAGCCCUGCAGCCAGCCCCCUUCCCUGUAGUGGCUCAGCCUUCCUCCUAUGGUGGGCCUCUGGGUCCUUCCUACCCAUCACCUCAGCCAGGACCAAGGACCACUAUGGGCUACUCUUGGUCCCCACAGAGGAGUGUGCCACCCCAGCCUGGCUAUCCUGUGGCUCCAACUAGCACCCCUGGUCCAGGAUAUCCCUUAGUUGGGGGCCGAACUCCUGGUCCUGGUUACCCCCAGCAGUCCCCCUACCUCUCAUCAGGAAGCAAACCUCCCUAUCCAACACAACCUCAGCUGCCAGGCUUCCCAGGACAGCCCCAGCCUCCAGUGCCCCCUCAAGCUCCAUACCCUACCGGGCCAACCCCUCCUUAUGGCUUUCACCCUCCAGGGCCUGCCUGGCCUAGAUAUUAGCUCUGGUCCCUGUCCACCUUCUUCCUUCGUCCUGCACCGUAGCCUUUGGCCUCCAUUUGCUGAGAUUCGAGGUUAACACUGGAAGUGGAGCUGAUGCUCUGUGCAGAGUUGGGAACACACAGGCCCCCUGAAAGGCCCUGGACAGUGUGGCAUGGGUCCUUCUGGGAGCUCCUUCUGCCAGGGAACAGCUCAGCACAUCCUGAGGUGGCCUGGUGGGAGCCCAGGGCUCUCCGGUGUCUGCAUGAGCAAGCGUGUUCAUGUCUUUGCACAGCUGCCUGCGCUUGCUCGCUGACAGCUGAACCAGUGCAGAGUGACCUUGGUAGCAGGUUGGCCCCGGGUCUUAGACCCUGCUCAUCCAGGCUCUCCCUUGGAACUUGGCAUGUCUCGUGUGGAGCCACUUGCCAAGCGACAUAGCUCUGUCCAUUUAAGGAUGGUCUAAGUUACCACAGUUGGGUCAGAGGAAAGAAUGGUUAGGAAAAACAGGGACUAUGAGUCCUAAUAGCCAUAAUUUAGCUGCGUGCCAAUGUCAGGCAAAUGUGUCCUUUUUGGUGGUUGGAUUCACAGCAGCACUGGUAUGAGGAAUGCUAAGGGAAACCCAGGCCUCAAUUUUAUGCUUGGCUGUCCUAGGCGUCACCCUGGAGCCCCUGGCUGGAGUGGAGGACCAGGUUUACCUCCCAGCCACUUCUCACUCCUGGAUCCUCCACUUCUGGCUGGCUUUUUCUGAGGUUCAUCUAUCCACUCCUUUUAGUGCCUUGAGUCUCAUUCGCUAGCAGCCCCUCUGCCCUCGUGUAACUCCUCCCUGCCCCAGUGUCCCUGCAGAACAGACACCAGGCCUGCCCUUCCAGAAGGUCCCAAUGGUGCUUCCCAGAUCUCAUCACUACAUGGGGGUUGGUUUCUCUACACUCUCGUCUUUAGAACGUAAAGGGUAGGGACUGUGAGUGCAGCCCCAGCACUCAAAGGGGCUGAAGCCUGUUUAGUAAUAAAAGUGAUUACACUAUACCAAAGGGAUUUCAGGGGACGAUGCAUCAGUGUGGAUGGGCCAGAUGUGAACCAGGUCUCAGGAUGGACCUUGAAGCUGCUACGGGUUAGGAAGUUGUAUGUGCCUUGAAAUAUCCCCUGCUUGGGUACCCAGCCUCUAAGUGGGCUAAGGUGCUGGGGGUCAAGGAGGAACCCCAUCUUCUGGUGCCACCCCGCCCACAGGCCACGGAUGCAUUACCAACUCUGCUUGCUUCUCCUGAGUUAUUUAUAAUGAAUCACUAAUGGAGUCUGUGGCUGACUGCUGCUGAACUGGAUGAUGACCACCCGUUUGUUUGUGUAAUUGCCAUAAUAAACGUUGAUGAGUUC